UGGUUCACACAGGAAGACGAUUUUAAAUAUUUAUUAUCGAUAUAUCACUAGUAAACAUAAAACCAGAGAUAAACCAAAGCGCAAAUAUUCAAUAAAUAAUUAAUUGAAUAUAAAAGAUGACAAACAAUUGGAAGAAAUAUAUAUUGUGGUUUGCACAAGAGCACUUAGAUUUCCGUGUUGCCGAAUUCAACUCCAUCAUCAAGUUAUUUGGUUUAAAGCAUCGAACAUUAAUUGAUAACGUAUUGAAGCCGUUUUGGAUAGUCGAAUUUGCCAAUGAAGAAGCAGCCAUUCAAUUUGCCUCGCGCUCUGUUAGCCUGCGCAGUAUUUAUGAACUGUGGGGCCACUCGAAUAACCUAAAAAGUUUCCAUGAAAUUCUACAAAAUAAUAUAAAGGCUAAAGAAAACGUUAUGGAAGCAUAUAGUAAAAAUUCAUUUAAAAUAGUGGUUGAGACAUAUAACAAACAUAUAUCGCAAAAGGAAAAAGUGGCAAAAAUUGAGACGCUAGAGUACUUACCAUUUCAUGGUGAUGUAGAUUUGAAAACACCACAAACGGAGUGGUGUUAUAUAGAAUUUUACGGUCUUGAUCCAACUGACGUUCCAACCGAACCAGAUGAUAUACUUUUUGGGCGACUGAUUGCCAAUGGCCAACGAGAGCUUAUAAAGGAACUUUCGUUGAAAAAACGUAAAUUUAUUGGGAAUACUAGUAUGGAUGCGCAGUUGAGUCUACUUAUGGUAAAUCAAGCUCUUGUUAAGGAGGGUGAUUUAGUUCUGGAUCCGUUUGUUGGAACGGGAUCACUUCUGGUGAGUGCAGCAAAGUUUGGUGGCUAUGUACUUGGAGCAGACAUUGAUUUUAUGAUGUUACAUGGCCGCUCACGUCCAAGCCGUAUUACACAAAAAGUCCGAGAAAGGGAUGAAAGAGUGCGUGCCAAUUUAGAACAAUAUGGCUGUGGCGACCGGUAUAUAGAUGUAAUCAUAUCAGAUUUUUCCAAUCCGCUUUGGCGAGAAGGUGUCGAAUUUGAUGCAAUUAUAACAGAUCCUCCAUAUGGCAUUCGGGAAUCGACCGAAAAAGUAGAAUCAAAGGCGACUUCAAAGCAAAAUACACGAACUAAAGAUAUGCCACACUAUCCAUCUACCUCCCAUUAUUCUUUACAACAACUGUAUAUGGAUCUACUCCAUUUUUCCGCACAGCAUUUAAAAGUAGGUGGGCGCUUGGUGUGCUGGUUACCAUAUCAUAGAGAUGACUACACUAAUGAAAUGAUACCGCAACACAGUAGCCUAGUUUUGGUAGGUAAUUCAGAGCAGCCACUUUCAGGACUCACAUCUCGUCGAUUACUUACAUAUGAAAGACGUGAUAUUCAUGCAACAGAUGACAGUGAGCAACCGUCAUGCGAAUUCCCGAAUUCGUACGAUUUUCGUGACCGUUAUUUUAAUAAUGCACCAGAAUCACGCACCGAGAGGCGCACACGAAAAGCAGAACAACGCGAACUUGGUCGAAUAGAGGCCUUAAAAAGAGGAAAAAUUAUUACAGACAACAAAGAGGCUAAAAAUAAUUUAAAUAAAUCUCGUUUUAAUUAAAA
Molecule: messenger RNA, 1576 nt
Organism: Zeugodacus cucurbitae (melon fly)
Lineage: Eukaryota; Metazoa; Arthropoda; Insecta; Diptera; Tephritidae
Product: tRNA (guanine(10)-N2)-methyltransferase homolog
Exons: 7
Coding region: 117-1574 (485 amino acids)
Biological process (GO): methylation
Cellular component (GO): cytoplasm
Molecular function (GO): nucleic acid binding
Source: RefSeq, a predicted model, not a curated record